Messenger RNA from Thamnophis sirtalis, 330 nucleotides. The record is from RefSeq and is a predicted model, not a curated record. Lineage: Eukaryota; Metazoa; Chordata; Lepidosauria; Squamata; Natricidae.
AUGGCCAGACUGCCGGCCAGCGAGCCUAGGCGGCAGGCGCAGCCCCAGCAGCCGCCGCCCCGCGCCUCCCCCAUGAGCGGCGGCGCCGACCCGGAGGGCAUGAAGGAUCUGGAUGCCAUCAAGCUCUUCGUGGGCCAGAUCCCUCGCAACCUGGAGGAGAGGGACCUCAAGCCCCUCUUCGAGCAGUUCGGCCAGAUCUACGAGCUCACCGUGCUCAAGGACCGCUACACCGGCAUGCACAAAGGAACAUUAGAAGUUGUUGCUGCACACUCAGAUCACAACAUGGUGCACGAUUCUAGAUCCAUCAAAAAGCUUGCACUCUUACACUGA